UUUUUUUUAUUAUUCAAACAACAUUUAUUUCUCAUUGUUUAGCAUCUAUUUUUUCUUGUUUAUAAACAAAGAAUUACAACAUGAAACACGUGCAUUUUAACAUAAAUAUAUUUAGAAAAUGUCGAAUUUCGUGAAUUAGUGAGAGAAAAAACCACAAAAACAAUUGUUGAGGUGUAGUUAAGUUGACAUAUCAAUCACACAUAUUAUUCUACUCAGAUUUAUUAUUUGAAAAGAAGAAAAAUGCGAGGGAAAAAGAUAAUAAUCACAGGUGAAGAUGUGAAGCUACUUGUGAAUAUCUUUGGUACAAUCGGAGUCACCAAUGGUCGCCCAUAUCAAUACAAGGUUGAAGCUUGGACAAAUGAAAACGAGAAACAUGAAACAAAGGUUGUAGCAACCGAAGGAGAUCCUGAGUUUGAUGAAGAAUUACAACUUUUUCAAGAUCAGAAUUUUCCCGUAGAAUCUUUAUAUGUAGAUGUUUUCAAAACGAAUUCAACUGGUACCUAUUUCGUUGGGAGAAGAGUCACAUUGUUGCCAACGGUUAAAGGGGUUGAUUUUUACCGUGAAGUUAACCUCUCUGGUCCUGAGGAAACCGGAUUUCUUCAAUUGUCACUUACUCUCAUGGAAUUUGAGAUACUUGGUUAUGUUCCUUCAUGAUUUAUCAUCUGUAUGUGGUUGUGAAUUCUUAAUUUGAUAUUGUUAUGAAUAAUGAAUAAUGCAUACUGAUAAUAAGUUAUCAUAAAUUAA
Molecule: messenger RNA, 744 nt
Organism: Arabidopsis thaliana (thale cress)
Lineage: Eukaryota; Viridiplantae; Streptophyta; Magnoliopsida; Brassicales; Brassicaceae
Exons: 1
Coding region: 241-654 (137 amino acids)
Source: RefSeq, marked reviewed